This is a messenger RNA of Coturnix japonica (Japanese quail), 3181 nucleotides long. The record is from RefSeq and is a predicted model, not a curated record. NCBI's taxonomy places the organism in Eukaryota, Metazoa, Chordata, Aves, Galliformes, Phasianidae.
UUCCCACCUCUAGGAAGAAGAAGAAAGCCUGAGUCUUGCAAUGUAAAGGUGAUGGAGAGCCACCAAAGCAGAGUACUGUGAUUUCCCCAUCCAAACCAGUGGCUGUAUUUCCUGGUAACAAGUGCUGCGGCCAGAGAGGGAGAGUUAGUUACAAGUUUCCUUCCAUUACCUGAAAUGGCACAUAAUGUAUGGUUGUUCCUGACUACAGGAGAAACUCAGAAAUGAUGUGUCUAACCUUCCCUCCCACAAAACAUACCCAGCCACUUCCUCAUACCCAAACAAAAUCCAGCCCUUCUUUAAGAUGGAAGGUUGGGUCUCCUUUGAUCACAGGAACAGAGAGCAGAAAGGAGACACCUCUCCAACGUGCUGCUGCUGCCACGGGUCUCAUCUCCAUUUCCCUGUUGAGUUUGCAGUGAAGUUUGUUCUCUCUUGGUGCUUUCCUGUCUCGGCACUGCUCUGCUGCAGAAUGGAAGAGAGCUCUUUGCUCGAUAAGAAGAAAUGUAUACCAGUUUGAAUGCAAUUUUCCUGCUCUUCAGGAAGCACAGAAAGGCCCAGCAGCCGCAGCAGCAGCCUCAGCAACAACAACAACAAACAACUUCAAAUAAGCGCCCCAGUAAUAGUGCCCCCCCACCAACCCAGCUAAAUAAGAUCAAGUACUCAGGGGGACCCCAGAUUGUGAAGAAGGAGCGUCGACACAGCUCUUCUCGCUUCAAUCUAAGCAAAAACCGGGAACUGCAAAAGCUUCCAGCCCUUAAAGAUGCUCCUCCACAUGAAAGAGAAGAGCUUUUCAUCCAGAAGCUGCGGCAGUGCUGUGUGCUUUUUGACUUCAUCUCUGACCCCCUCAGUGACCUGAAAUUCAAGGAGGUGAAGCGAGCAGGUCUCAAUGAAAUGGUAGAAUACAUCACGCACAACCGUGAUGUCGUCACUGAGGCCAUCUAUCCUGAAGCUGUUAUUAUGUUUUCAGUGAACCUCUUCCGGACACUUCCGCCAUCAUCCAAUCCCACAGGAGCAGAGUUUGACCCUGAGGAAGAUGAGCCUACAUUAGAGGCUGCGUGGCCACACCUUCAGCUGGUGUACGAGUUCUUUCUCAGGUUCUUGGAGUCACCUGAUUUUCAACCAAAUAUAGCGAAGAAAUACAUUGACCAGAAGUUUGUACUGUCUCUGCUGGAUCUCUUUGACAGUGAAGAUCCCAGAGAGCGUGACUUCCUAAAGACUAUCCUGCACAGGAUCUAUGGGAAGUUCCUGGGUCUGCGAGCAUAUGUGAGGCGGCAGAUCAACAAUAUAUUUUACAGGUUCAUCUAUGAAACAGAGCAUCAUAAUGGGAUUGCAGAGCUGCUGGAGAUCCUAGGAAGCAUAAUCAAUGGGUUUGCUUUGCCUCUGAAGGAAGAGCACAAAAUGUUCCUCAUCAGGGUCUUGUUACCACUGCACAAAGUGAAAUCUCUCAGCGUCUACCACCCACAGUUGGCAUACUGUGUUGUACAGUUCUUGGAGAAAGACAGCAGCUUGACGGAGCCGGUGAUUGUGGGCUUGCUGAAGUUCUGGCCGAAAACACACAGUCCCAAGGAGGUGAUGUUUUUAAAUGAGCUGGAAGAGAUCCUGGAUGUGAUUGAGCCAUCUGAAUUUGUGAAAGUUAUGGAGCCCUUGUUCAGGCAGUUGGCCAAGUGUGUCUCCAGCCCACACUUCCAGGUGGCAGAGCGAGCACUGUACUAUUGGAACAACGAAUAUAUCAUGAGCCUGAUCAGCGAUAACGCAGCCAAAAUUCUCCCGAUCAUGUUUCCAGCGCUCUACAAGAACUCCAAGAGUCACUGGAACAAGACGAUCCAUGGACUGAUCUACAAUGCAUUAAAGCUGUUCAUGGAGAUGAACCAAAAGCUCUUUGAUGACUGCACACAGCAAUACAAGGCAGAGAAGCAGAAGGGAAGGUUCAGGAUGAAGGAACGAGAAGAAAUGUGGCAGAAAAUAGAGGAGCUGGCCCGGCUGAACCCCCAGUAUCCCAUGUUUUAUGCACCUCCAUCAUUGCCGCUGGUCUGCUGUAUGGAAACGGAGACCCCGACUGCAGAAGAUAUUCAGCUACUGAAGAAAACAGUGGAGACGGAGGCUGUGCAGAUGCUGAAAGACAUUAAGAAGGAGAAGGUUUUGCUGCGCCGGAAAUCUGAGCUUCCUCAGGACGUCUACACUAUAAAAGCCCUGGAGGCCCACAAGAGAGCAGAAGAGUUUCUCACUUCUAACCAGGAGGCUCUCUGACGGGCUCAGAAGCUGGCCCAGGAAGCUCUGUCCCAUCCCUUUCCCCCAGGGGUCACAGAAAUGCACUCGGUUCUCAUGUAUAAUAAGGAAUGAACAUGGUGAGCUGUGCCUGUCCUCCACUCCAUCCGCAUCCCUGCAGGAUAGAUCUGUUUUUAUGUUGUACCUUGUAUCUCACCACUGCCAUAUCCUCCUGCUUCUCCUCCUCCUUCCACGCACACACACACACACUCACACACGUGUGUACGUGAAGGGAAGGGAACCUGGCUGCCCUGCAGGUCCAGGCAGGGAUUGCUGCAUUUCCAGCUGCUGCCUGGUUUUCGCUCUUCCUGGGAGCCUUGCAGGGCAGGCAGGUGCUUCCUGCAGCUCUGCUAGAAGGAAGGGCUGAAGGGAGCUGCUCUGGGCUCUGUAAGCUCCAGAGAGAACCGAGCCCCUGCCCAGCUCACCUCCGAGGGAUGGCUGAGCUGGGCAGCGGCACAGUGCGGUUCAGCUCUCAGGCUUCAGGAUCAGCCUGAGCUGCCCAGUUCAGCCCAGCCUGAGCCGGGCGUGCUGGCUGGAGGCUCAGCGUGCUGCAGCCAUCCCAGCUGCCCGCCUCCGCUGUGCCUGCCCCAGUGCUGCUUGCGGUGACCAGAGGCUGAGCGCAUGGUGGGAUCAGCUGGCAGAGUUUGUGGGGGCUCUGCCUGCUCCCCCCCUGCCUCGGGGUGCAGCUGUGCGGUGGGAAGGCUCACGCACAGCAGGAGAUGUUCGCUUCCACCUUUCUUUUGCCUCAAGCCCCCCGUUCUGUUCCCCUGUUGGUGGAGUGGGGGUUCAGUGCUUUGCCACCCCCAGUAUAGCUGGGUGCAAGCACUACAUCCUAUUGCUUCCCUCCUUUUAGAGCAUCCUUAGAAGCUCUCUCUUGGGAAAGUAAAUUCCUUCUGCUCGUUGUGUUGGUCCUCGCUAA